Colossoma macropomum (tambaqui) is the source of this 2681-nucleotide messenger RNA. It is a transcript of the gene panx1b, whose product is annotated as pannexin 1b. The transcript is spliced from 7 exons. The record is from RefSeq and is a predicted model, not a curated record. Gene Ontology annotation, molecular function: channel activity. Bases 58 to 1341 code for a protein of 427 amino acids. Gene Ontology annotation, biological process: positive regulation of interleukin-1 production; monoatomic cation transport. NCBI's taxonomy places the organism in Eukaryota, Metazoa, Chordata, Actinopteri, Characiformes, Serrasalmidae.
AACAAGCGGAUUAAUACGCUUGUAUUUAUUGCCUCUUACUCCUAAUACAUUGUAAAUAUGGCAAUAGCGCACGUGGCGACCGAAUACGUGUUUUCUGACUUUUUACUGAAAGAACCCAACGAGUCUAAAUACAAAGGGGUGCGUCUGGAACUGGCUGCGGACAAACUGGUGGCUUUUAUCGCGGUGGGACUCCCUCUACUCCUCAUCUCUCUAGCCUUCGCCCAAGAAGUGUCUGUGGGUUCCCAGAUUAGUUGUUUCCCGCCAGCAAACUUCACCCUGCGCCAGGCUAUAUAUGUGGACUCCUUCUGCUGGGUUGCUGUGGAGAGCCAAACUACAGAGAAUGGCUGCCCCCUCUGGCUACAUAAGUUCUUUCCAUAUAUCCUUCUGCUGUUGGCCGUCCUCGUCUACGUCCCUGCUCUUUUUUGGCGUUUCACGGCUGCUCCUCAGCUCUCCUCAGACCUCAGCUUUAUCAUGGAAGAGCUGGACCGUUGCUACAACCGUGCCAUCCGCCUGGCCAAGAGCUUGGCAACCAGUAGCCCAAGUGCCAAGGACAUCUCUGAGGACCCCCACAGUGGUCUGGAGGUGGCAGAGGGCUGUUUUAAGUACCCUCUGGUGGAACAGUAUCUGAGGACCAAGCGUGGGACAUGGACACUAGCGUGGAAGUACCUGCUCUGUCGGGUUCUCACUCUGCUCACCUUGCUGUUAGCCUGCAUCUACCUGGCCUACUACAUCUGCCUGGUGUCCCCCACUGACCAGUUCUCCUGCCAUUUAUACACAGGUGUGCCUGUGAAUGGGAGUGCACCCCCUGCUGUGCAGUGUAAGCUGGUGGCGGUGGGCGUGUUCCGCUUGCUGAGCUGUAUUAAUGUGGGUGUGUACCUGCUGCUGAUACCUGUUGUGAUAUACUCCACCCUGUCACCCGCCCAUCCACACCAGCAUGGCCGCUUGCUCCGCCCCUACCGGCUCCUGCCAACAUUCGGACACGCCCAGGGGCUGCAGUUGUCCUCCCGUCACUAUGACGACCUGAGCAUUUACCUCCUCUUCCUGAGGGAGAACUUGAGCGAGCUGAAGAGCUAUAAGUGUCUGCAGGUGUUAGAGUUGCUGACAGGGGGAGAAAGUGAAAGCCUUGACACAAUGUGUCUUCUGAGGACUCUUGGACAAGUGAGGACCGAUUUGGUGGACAAAAAAGUGACCCCCAAUAUAGAUGGCAACAGCCAAUCUGCUCUCGUGAAGGAGGAAGUAGACUCUUUCAAGCUCAAAGAUCUCUCCACUGCGCUGCUGCAGGAUGGACAGAAAGAGCCCAGCUGUGGCUGUGAGAAGGACGUGAGGCAGAGAUUGGUCUGAAUUUCACCGUGGGUUUGUUUAAGUGACAGAGAGAUAGAAUUUGUGAAUUCAUGUCAUGCCACGCAUGUCCUCCAUAAGUCAAGUCAAGUCAAGAGGCUUUUAUUGUCAUUCCAUCUAUGUACAAGUACACAGUGGAGCGAAAUUACGUUCCUCCAGGAACAACACGGUGCAACAAGGAACAAAAAAGUACAAAAGUACAAAAUUACAAAGUGCGAACAUACAACAGUGUGCAAACAAAAAUGCGUAUGUACAUUCAUCUUAGUAGUGGUCGUUAUACCAGUUCAACUGGUACACCAGCUGAAAUUCUUCCUCAGGUAACUGUACUGGUUUCAGCAGAACCGUUAUACUGGUAAGCCACACAUAAGUGCAGAUAAUGCACAGAGUAAAACAGUACUGAAGCGUAUAUGAGGGUUGGAGGUGCAAUUGUGUGGGACACACAUAUGAGAUAAAUGAGCUGAAGUUGGCAUCUUUUUUAAAUUUCCCGUUUCACCUUAAAUGGUGCAGCAGUUUGAUUCAGGUGCCAGAAUGCAACUGCUACUCAAUUUAAGGUGGACCUUUAAAUUUGAACAAAAAGCAGCCAAAGAAGAGGCCAACUUAAGUAGAAAUUCAGUAGAGAUUCAGAUGUAAAACAACAUUCAGCACCAUUUUUGCCAGGCCUGCAGCUUGAGAAUGUAUUUAUACUGUAAUAUAUGCAAAUUUCAAUUAUACUGUCAUACAUUUUUGGCAAAAUCAACCACUACUAAUUCAUCAAUGUACUUAAAAGUGCUUCUGCAACUGUUUGUACAUGAGGUGUGAAAAUCAAUCAAAAACCCAUUUAAACAGUAACUUGCCUUAAAUGGUGUAUUGUAGAAAAAACAACUCAGAUUUCUUUACAGUGGUGGUGAUAGGAACCAGAAGUCAUGAUGUUUACAACACAAAUAUAGCCACUUUAUUCCAAAACCACCAGUGAACCUACAUGUGUUUUCUAAGUUUUUAUAUGUAAUGUUGAUAAUGGAACAUUAGUAGUAAAUAGGAAAAAAUAGGCUUCUUAUUAAUGAGUUUUAGGCCACAGUCUUGUAGCAAAAGUAUCAUUAACCAACAGGCAGCGUAUUCAUAACCAUUCUACAUUCCUGUGAGGUCACUUUUAGAGGCAUUAAAUGUUUGGGAUGUCUGGUUUCUGUUGUCACCCCUGUGAAUAAUUGCGACUUGGUAAGACAGUUAGAGUUCAGUGGGAAUUAUAGAGUCUAAUCAGCACGUUGUUAUUACUCGUGCAAUGCUGGAUAAAGAAAUAUAUUAAAUAUAAAUGCACUGAACAAGUGUCAUUAAUUACGCUAGUAAACACACUUUUUGUGACAAACUAA